Trematosphaeria pertusa is the source of this 2295-nucleotide messenger RNA. RefSeq lists its product as uncharacterized. The transcript is spliced from 2 exons. Bases 1 to 2295 code for a protein of 764 amino acids. Lineage: Eukaryota; Fungi; Ascomycota; Dothideomycetes; Pleosporales; Trematosphaeriaceae. The record is from RefSeq and is a predicted model, not a curated record.
AUGAGAUCCAGCAGCCCUGAGUCGUCGCAGGAACUCCGCUUCCCACCAGUCCCCGUCAACCACUCUUUGGCUAGGCUGGACCUCAACACAUUGAUCAUGCGUUCGAACGCUCGCCGUUCCGUAGGGGAGGCCAAUACUCUCGACGACAGCGCUUACGAGGUGCUUCGAGACCGAACGGACGACGUGUUACCGCUGGACGACAGCCUCUACGGUACGUCAGAUGAUGAGGGCCAUACCGAAUCGCUGGCCUCCACCGACGGACCCACGCCCGACGAUGUCUCCGACUUUGACGACGAAGACGACGAUGACGAUGAGUUCGAGCACGACGCCAACGAAGCCUCCCAGCAGUUCGAGUCCGCGCCUGCCCAUCCUGACGAUCACGAUCCUAUAAUCAGCUGCGAUAACAGCACACUCACCGAAGUGCCGCAGACGGGAGGUAGCGACAAGCUUCGCUUGCUCAAGAUGCAGGAAGAGCUCAGUGCACAUCACAACGGCGUAGAGGCUUGGGCGGUGGUCAAGCACUUCGAUGACGAGCAGGUCUCUGGUUCCGUCUUAAAGCCCUAUGGCUGUGCGGAGAUGAGGCUCACUGUCCGGGCUGCCCUCUCGGACCGCUUUCUGCCUGCAGACAGGUCACUGAGGAUUUGGUACGUGGGCGACAUCGUAAGCUGGGCUCAACAAGGGAUCAGUUCGGCCAUCGGUGCAGCGCUUGUCGCUUCUCCAGGUCCCUCCCGGUCCAUCAUGGUAGGUGGCCGGAUGGAACCGUACGGACCAGUGCUCGAUAUUGAUCAUUGUACGGGCAUCAAAGCGCUCGAAGAGUCCGGCAAAGCACCUCGAGUCCUGGUCACGCUUGACGAUGGGACGCAGAUGACUUUCGACCUUGACCAUGCACCCUAUCUUGCAGCCACAUCUCGUCGCCCGGACCUCGUAAUCUUCUGGUAUCCUCAUACCGGGCUGGCGGCGCCAGCGCUUGACCAAUAUCCAAUUCUUCGUCAAGCCUUCGAACGUUGCAGUAUUCCGUGUCUCGAUAUUGCAGAGCACUGGCGAUUCGGUCAUUACUCGAGCACAUUCAACCCCGGCCCGAAGAGCUUACGGUUUGACGUCGAAGGUAGGAGGGAUCAAGACUCUGUGUGGGCAUAUCAGGAUACCAUUCCCAUCGUUCUUGCUACCUUUAUGGAUAUCAACCCCGUGCAGUUGAAUCGACACCUGGCAGCUCUUAGUCCCGAUCUUUCUGCGAGCACCGCGGCGCGAGACAAGCCGGACGAGCGAUCGUGGAAUUUACGCAGUAUUCUCCCACGAUCCAUGCCGGAGGCUUCCUUCUCAUUGCCAAACGCCUGGUCUACACCGUGGAAAGCACUGUUGGCUUUCGUCUUCCUCACCUCGAUGGUGAUCUCGUUUCUGCUUGCCCCCGCAUAUCUGCCUGGCCGUUUUCACAAUGCACCAACCGUAGAAGUUGAGUCAACGGUUCCCACUUCAAUCUCAACCUCCAGCUCGAUUUCCGCAUCGACUACCGCAGUAUCUGCACCAGUAGUCUCGUUCACUUCCUCGGCUACCAUCAGCAUCACGCCGCGGGACCUCACUGUCGUGGCAUCAUCACAACAGCCUUCGCCGCUGCGAACGGAGCGGAAGAAGGAAGAGAAACUGGGUGGCUUCCAGAUUUCGCGGACUGGCGACCACCAGUUUUUGAUCAGUCCGUCACCAGACUUUGCGAGCAGAAAGCGGAAACCUCAACUCCAGAUCCAAGUCUCCAAAGACGCCAAAGCCAUUCCCAUCCGGUACGUCCGCACUAUCGGCGGUAUGUACAUCGUGGAUCUGGAACGGGAAUACCCACUCUGUUCCUUCAACGUGAGCAUUGCCACUCACACCAAGCCGCUGAUGCAACAGUCCUUCGAAAUCACACUAGGUCACAACAAGUCCAAAUUUGGUCAACUGAUUGAUCUCGUCAAACGUGAUUUAGCUACCAUGGAGCAAGGUCUACGAGACAUUACCACGACACUUCCAAAGCUUGUACGGGCCGGUGUGACGGAUGCGGAACAAGGGGCUUGUGACUGGAAACACAAAGCCAAAAAAGAGGUGGAUCGCCAAGUGACUAUCGGCGCUUCGGUGUUGCUGGAUAUGUCAGAAGCGACGUGGAAGAACCUUCGGAGGGGAACUGCUCCGGCAAGGACUUCUCGUGCUGCUCUGCGAGCGCGCAACAAUGCUUAUCGGAUACGCUGUGGAUUUGAGCGAGCUGUGGGCUUGUCAAGCAAACGCAAGGAAGAAAAAAAGACUCGAUCUUGCAAGAAGAUCGGGUGGUAA